AUGGAUCUUUUCAGAGUAGAGAGGUACAUGGGAGAGGGUGUAGACCAGGAAAAUCAACAGGGUGAAUCGUUAAGGUUGACACGACUGCAACGCGACAUUGAUAAUCGAAAAAGAAAGAGAAAUCUUGAAGGCAAGCACGUGUCUUCUGGUAAUGAGUCGAAGGCUUUGGACCUUCAGCAUCGUUUGUCGGAAGUGCAAGGAGAGGGAGCUGAGAAAGCUAAGAAUAAGAAAACAAAAUUCGCCUCAAAAGGGCACAAAUCAAAGAAGAAAAGGUCUUUGAAUGACGACAAUGAUGAGGCAACAUCAAAAUGUCCAAUCAUGGAAGUUUCUGAUGAUUAUGCGUCUUUGGAGAAUGAGUCAGUGGAAAAAAGACCAAAAAAGAACAAGGUGAAAGGUUCUAAAAACAAUAUUAAGGCAAAGAAACUUUCGACGGACAGCUUAAUUACAGAAGCUUUAGAUGACGAUAUUGAUAUUUUUGUUGGUUCAGACUCUUUGUCUGAAAAUUCAGGAGAGAAAAAUGGUAAUAAAAGGAAGGAAAAGAAAUCUAAGAAAAAACGGAACACGACGUCUACCAUUAAAGGUGUUACUGCAGAAGAUCAUGUGGAGCGAAAAGCUGAGGUAUCUGUUGAUUCAGAGGUGAAAAUGGUUGUAGAAAAAGAGACAGACAUUGAAAGAGAAGAUGUUGAACAUGGUGAAAUUUCUCUAGACAUCCCUCAAGAAAAGCUAGCAGAAGAUAACAAAGAAACAGGAUUUACUGUUAUUGGUGGACAUAAGAAGGUCAAGGAAGCAAAAAAGGUGCAAAGGAUGUUACCCAAGUGGAUUGCAAACCCUGUAAUUAUAAGCUCAGACUUUGAAAGUGCUAUUCUUCCAGUGGAACAAAUUCCUUACCUAGAUCCUUUUAUAAUUAAUAAACUGCAAAAGCAUGAUAUAAAUCACUUAUUUCCUGUACAGAGCACUGUGAUCCCUUCUAUUUUGUCACAGAUGGAAAAUUACAGCUUUUUUGGCAGGGGUGGUUACCAACCUAGUGACAUCUGUGUGUCUGCUCCUACAGGAAGUGGUAAAACUCUGGCUUAUGUAUUGCCCAUCAUACAAAGCCUUCUUCAAAGAGUUGUGUGCCACUUGCGAGCCUUAGUCAUACUUCCAACCAAAGAUCUUGCAAAUCAGGUCAAACAGGUUUUUGAAAUGUUUACAGAAGAAACAAAGUUAAAGGUGGGUCUGGCUUCCGGAUCAAAAUCGUUUUUAAAAGACCAGGAACAGCUUGUUAAUCAUGGGUGAGUUUCUUUUAUACUUUGUUUUAUGUUAUCAAGUUUCAGGCUCGAUUUCCAGCCACUGUUUGUGAAAAUGAGCCUGCACUCUUCCCCUUGAAAGAGUAUCUCUUCAUGGAGGAUUAUUGACUAACCCAGGAGACGGCGGAAGUCGAGCCUAAUAAAAUUUGAGUGAUGAUGUUACAGUGCACCAGGGAAAACCUUGAACACUUGAAAUAUCUCAGGAAUGCUAUUGUCUUGCAAGGAAAAAGUCAAUCAGGUGUGAGAAAACUAUACCGCAAGCAAGAACGUUAACUAGUUUUUUUGUUUUGUGGCCAGUCUUUACUGUGAUUGGUCAUAACACAAUAAAAAUUCCUGAGAUAUUUCAACUGUUGGCGGUUUUCCCAGUCACACUGUAAUUUAAACCCAUCACCAAUAGUUGGAGUGGGGGAAAGGUGCCUGAACAAACUGAGGUGCCACAAACAAGCGGCGGAAGGUAUCCAUGACAACCGCUGUGAGUGAAAUGAUUGACCUUAGCAAAAGCACUGGAAAGUCACUAGAGCCUUGCAAAUGCCUGAGACAGCUGGUCAGUGAUUUUAACCUUGCCUAAAUUAAUUUAGCCACGUGAAAUAGGUUUUUCAUUUGAAAUGAGGCUAAAUAAAAUUAGUGCAAGGUUAACCCAGAACAGGCUCUAUUUUUGAGGAUGGGCUCUGUGAGGUUGCCUCUCAUACAAAUUGUAGCAUAUAGGGCUUCUAUGCUGUUUUCAGAGGAUGAUCUACAAUACCUCCCCCGCCCCUCAAGGGAACCUCCCCUUUUCCUCUUCAAGGAAAGAAUUUGUAUGUAAAGGAUGAACUUACAUGUAACAUUAUUCAUUGCCGUGAUGUCACAUGUACACACCUGUCACUGUGUUUUGCAGUUCUGUUGGAGGUAGCAGCCGUGUUGAUAUACUUGUCUGUACUCCUGGAAGACUGGUUGAUCACAUCACAUCUACUCCACACUUUGUUCUUCAUCACGUACGGUUUCUUGUGAUUGAUGAAGCAGAUCGAUUGUUAGAUCAGUCCUAUCAUGGCUGGCUGGGAAAAGUUCUCAAAGCUGCAUAUAACAAGCAAUAUACUGCAGAAGGUCCCAUCAGUAACAACAGGUACAGGCAUCCCAAAAAAUUUAUUUCACCAACAAAGAAGCCUUGACUGUGCUCUGUUCAGUAGUAACGCACAAGGAAGCAGACACACAAGAACUUUUUGGGUGGGGAUGUGCUGCUGGGACCCUGGAACCCUUAGCCUAUACCAGAGUUACUUCAAGUGAAUUUUGCUACCCCAUACUAGACUAAACUCCCCAAAUUUCCCCCUAUCCUAGAGUAGCUGUUUUCCAGAAACAAGUGAGGUCACUAGCACAGUCCAGCCAAAACAAAAGCGAUUUGAUUUUUUUAUAUUCUUGAGUGGUAAUUCCCGGUUUCCCUAGUCUAGACUAAAAUCUUCAGCGAAUUGAUCAGUUUAAAUGGAAAAUGAUACCCUCUUCUAGACCCAAACGCUCUGAUUUAUAUACCCUAUCCCAGAGUAAACUGCUUAAAAACCAUACCCUUCACAGUGGCACAUACCUAUAUAUGGCAGUACCGCCCCCCUCCCCGGGUAUACAAGUCAAGUCAUUAGUCAAGGAAAGGUCCAUCAGUGUCUAUAAUUCUCAAAGCUACAUGGAAAGUAUUAUACCUUGUGGACCAGUGAUGAGAAAUUGCUUGCUGUAAACCAUAGACAGGACUUGACUAUUCUGGUCUGGCCUUUUGUGUUCAGUUAACUAUUCCUUUUUCCUUCUGUUAUUUUCUUUUUCUGACACUAAACAGGUAUGCCAUUUUGAGCUAUGGAAACUACCCAGCCUCUUGACUGGUCUAGGGUACAGGAUCUCAUAUUUUUUGUCUUUUUCAUGCAUUUAGCUCCAUAUUUUGUAACCUUCAAACAGUCAGGAAUCCCCCUGGCCAGCAGACGGUUGCAAGUUUCAGUACCAUUCAGCUGCCUCUGCAAAAACUGCUGUUCUCUGCAACAAUGACCCACAGCCCAGAAAAACUUGCUCCACUACAGCUUUAUCAACCAAUGUUGUUUACUGGUAUGGGAAAUGUCAAUCAGAGAGACCAAAGAGUUUCUCCUUCAGGUAUUUGGCAGUUAAUACAGUACCAAAAUAAAUGCUGACUGAAAUAUGUACUUGGCACUAUUUCUUGCAAAAGUGGUUAGUAAUUGAACCCAAAGCCCCACAUGACUUCUGACCAAUAAUUAGCACCUUCACAUUGCUGUGAAUUUGCACAUGAAAUAAGGGAGAAUUUGAACUUCAGCUUCACUUUACUUAGGUUUUUUAAAAACUGUCCAUGCACACAAAAUGGAAAAGGUAGUUGAGGUGUACUGGGUUUCAAUGGUUUUGUUACCUCACUACCGGAAGACUUCUUUACUGUGAAACUCAGAAAAACAUGAUCGCCAGAAGUAUUUUUGGAAUAUUAUUGUGUUGAAGGAAAUUUAAAGCCAAUCAGGUAUGAGAAAACUAAAUUGCAAGGACCAACAGUAAUUAGUUUGUGUAUUUGUGGCUUGCUUAUGUGCCUUGAUCCUUUUAGUGAUUGGAUACAACACAAUAAACUAUCCUGAAAUAAUUCAGGUAUAAAUUUACAGUUUUCUGAGUUUGACAGCUAACUGUUAGAUUCUCUUUGCAAUUCUCCUUAAACACAUGAAUGUUUGUAAAACAGAAUGAGAAUUUGGAAUCAGAUCAGGAGUCAUUUGUAGGCUAUUUUCUUGUGCACUCUGCCAAUUUAUUGUCUACUGCAGGGCCAUAGAAAGAUGUUUAGAACAAAAGAGGCAACUGUAUUGAGCACUAUAGAUGCAAGUGUCCAGGACACCCUUAAACAGUAACUUUAUCUGGUUAAAACACUAGCAAGUGUCAGUACUCUUCUUGAGAGACUUAACAAAAUGUCUGUCAGGUAGUGAGAAUUAGAAUGCAAAAAAAACUUAUGUCCUAUUUUAUAGUAGUAAUUGUACCUAAACAGUCUUUGUGUCAGCCAUUAUUUAUGUAUAGUAGGAAGUGUAUUUUGUGUACUUGUAGUAGUAUUUUUUUAUAUUAGUAAUUUUACCUAAACUGUUUUUGUGUCACCCAUUAUUUAUGGAUAGGAGGAAGUUGAUUUUGUGUACUUGUAGUAGUAUUUUAUUGGUAUAGAUGUAGUAGUGCUUGGGCAAAAAAAAAAAGGAAAAAAAAAAAAAAACUGGGAUAGCCUCAGUGCUAUGAAAAUACGUAUUUGUUUACUGAGGAAUAGCAGCGUGACAUGCAGAUCGAGACCUCUAAGGCCAGUGACACCUGAGCACACUAAUAGUAAUAUGUGUUAUCAAUUAAUUUGCUACUGUUGCUUCAAAACUUAAUGACAGCCUUGACGUGUCAUUAUCUCUUAGUUUCCACAGACCCCUCUGGCACUUCAGUGCGAUACAGCAUUCCAGAGGGCCUGACAGAAUACAUGACAGUUUGUAACAGUGGAGAAAAACCCUUGGCAGUGUUGUACUUCUUAACACAGCUCAGGUUUCAGCGAGUUUUGUGUUUUGCAUCAUCACUGGAAGCUACACACAGGUACAGUAGGUCAACACCAGCCUGCAAAAGCAGACAUGAUGCUAGUUGUCACUUGGCUUGUUAGCACCUUUAACCCUUUUUUGUUCCGAUAGUGACCCACAUCCAAUUUCUCCCAACAAUAACACUGCCUGAUCAAACAGACAGGUCAUGAGAAUGAAUGAAAUGAUCCCCAAAUAUGAAAUGUUGUGAUGUUAGAACAAAUUCUCUCCAGCAGUACCAUAAGGAAUGUAUGAAGAACAGUGUGGAGAAGAUACAUGUUAAUGAUGGGGCUUAAAGGAUCAAAUUAACAUGUGCAACCCAUGCCACUGAGCAAGUUCUGUGUUGUACAAAUUGUUAGCUGUGAACAGUUUUACUCUUACAGCUGUACAUUACUUUUUGGGCAGAGAGAAGCAACAACCAGAAAUACAUCUGCAGUCACAGACUAUGUUGAAAUUUACCAUUGCAAUACGGUAGAACCUUUGAUACAACAAAUGAACCUUUAUAUAACAAAGUCCUCAGAAUAAGGAACAAUUUUCUUUUCCACAGUAAUAGUGAGAUAUAUGGAAAAGAACCUCAAUAUAAUAAAACCUCGUUAUAGCUUCAAAUUUUGUCAGUCCCUUGGCAACCUCAUUCCCAGGGCUCUCUCCUACCCAUCCCUACAGAGCGAUGGAUAGGAGAGAGCCCUGGGAAGGAGUUUGGGUUCCACCAUAGGUAUUCAAAAGAAAGUUUUUGACCCAAAAUUAAAUUUUUUAAAAUACUAAAAUGCUAAUAUUGCAUCCUGUGAAAAGUACAUGUACUGUUGAGGAGGUUUUAGUACAUUUAAUUGUGGGUGUAACACAAGGUGAAAAAAAGUUGGAGCUCCAAAAAUUAGUGACUGUAGAAUUGCAAUGAUGAUAAAAUCUAAAUAGACCUGUAUUUUGCUUUGCUCUUCUGUUGCCCCAAUGUGGAUUUAGUAAGCAUUCUUUUUUAAACUGGUUCUUCUUGUGCACUCUUUUUCCCAGGAAGAUAGAGUUCAGAUCUCAGGGUCAGAGCGAAAAUUGUUAUUACAGUCAAUACUGUUAAUGUGGACUCUAAGAGGGCCAUAGAAAUUGUUGGUAUUAACAUGGUGUCCAUAUUAAGCAGGUUGAAUUUCUUUGCCCAGAAAUUAACAAACCUGUCCGUACUAAGCAGGGUUUGAUUUAAAUAUUAUUUUCCUACCUGUAGGCAAGACAGCCUAAACUGUCUGCUUUGGACCACAAACCAAAAAUGAAAUCUUUUUAUUUUCAACAGACUGUAUCUUCUUGUCAAGCUCUAUGGUGGAGUAGAAGUUGCCGAAUACUCCUCUAGUUUGACACCACAACAGCGUAAGGCGGUCCUCAGAGAUUUCCGAUCAGGCAAAGUUCAGCUUCUCAUCUGCUCAGAUGCCAUGGCAAGAGGAAUGGACAUAGAGGAUGUGUUGUUUGUGAUCAGUUAUGAUGUGCCCAACUUUAUCAGGAGUUAUAUUCAUCGUGUGGGUAGGACGGCAAGAGCUGGGAACAAAGGUAUGUACUAUACUACACAGGACUCCAAGCUGACUGCUGGAUAUCACACACAUCAGACAAUAGCUCAAUGGCAGUCAAGUGAAAUUAAACUAAAGGAAUAACUUCAAAGCUAAGGUUGUCAUUUUAAGUGUUCAAAGGUCAUUUCCUGGCCAAUAUACUGGUUUUUUUUUUUUUGCUUUUUGUACUUACCAGAAAACUUUUAUUCAAGUUUAUUGUGUAUUUUUGCUUCUUUAUGUUUACCAGGUACUGCCAUCACACUUUUACACAGUGAAGAGGUACAUCAUUUCAGAGAACUGAUAAAAAAAACUGGGCGUGAAAAGAUCCCAAAAUAUAACAUAAAAGAAGACAAACUUCAAUCGAUGGUGGACAAAUACCAGGAAACGCUGGCAAGACUACAAGAUACUGUCAAGUUGGAGAGUCAAAAGAAAUCACAGCCAAGAGGAAAGCAACAAAUAACAAAGUUGUUACAAGAACAGUUAAUGAACAAUCUUGAACAAAAACGGUGAAAUACCGGCAAAAUGUUGGCUUCGGUGAGCCAGCAGACAGAACAAACUGAAUUAUUCUUUAUAGAGGCAGCAAAAAUUUCAGGAGAUGAUAUCAAUGGC
Porites evermanni is the source of this 6933-nucleotide messenger RNA. NCBI's taxonomy places the organism in Eukaryota, Metazoa, Cnidaria, Anthozoa, Scleractinia, Poritidae. The record is from the annotation of a GenBank genome assembly.